UGCGGCGGAAGCGGCGGUGACAACGCGGAGCGGCGGGGGACCCGGCGCGGUGACCGGUGGUGGUGGCACAAUGGAGGCAGAGGGCAGCCGGGCACGCCGCAGGAAGCCCGACAUGGCCCUCUAUGUGCCCAAAGCAAGGCGGGAGAGAGCGGCACAAGCGGUGGCUGCCAGCCACCAGGAGCCUGAGAAGCAGCACCCAGCAGCGGACAUCCACAAGGGUGGCUCUGAGGGGCAGAGGCAAAGCCCCGGAGCCAGGACACACGUGGGCAGAGCGGCUAGCAAGGAGAGCAAGGCCGGAGCCAAGGAGCCACAGGCAGCCCCUGCUGGGGACAGACAGGCAGUGGGAGCAUCACCAGAUGUGCGGGAGCCAAGUCUGGAGCCAGCUGCUGCAGAGCCCUCAGGCAGAGCAUCCCAGGAUGCGGGGUCUGGGAAGCACAGCCAUGGGGUGAGGACGAUGCCAGAUCCCCUGGGUGCUCAUCCUGUGGCUGCCCCUGAGCAUGGUGGAGAUCCUGAUGGUGUAACGGCAGCUGAGCUGAGCAUGGUGCAUCGGACAGAGCUGGGCAAUGUGAUGGAGCUUCUGGGGCACAGCUCCCUGGGUGCAGCUAUGGAGUGCUCAGGGUGCACAGAACAGGGUGCCUUGCAGCAGGCAGGAGAGGGGAAUGUGAGCAGCACACCCCAGCUCAGCUGGGAGAGUGUGAAAAGCCAUGAGGAGGAGAGGGGGCAUGACGAGUCUGUCCUUGCAGGGCAGAGUCAGGGCUGCUCCACUGACCCUGAGGAAGAGAGGCACAGAGGCAGCACUGCGGUUGCCCCAGAAGGAUCUGCCUGUGUAGCUGAGACAGGGAACACGACAGUAUUCCUGGACCAGAACAUGGGCAGCACAUCCCAGCUCCUGCCAGAGCAUGUGGAGCAGCUGCUGCCCAGCAAGGAGCAGGCCACUGCUGGUGUUGGACAUGAUGGAGGGGAGGGUAUUCUUGUGGCUGAUGGGAGCAGUGAGCUGGGGGCCGGUGAGGAGAUGAGCUGUGUGGGGGGGACAGAAAGUAGCUCCAGGGAUGGAGAUCCCCUGGACAGUCCCCAGCCCCUGAAACCCCUGGAGCUUCUGUGUCACAGCAUGGAACAGCUCUCACCUGGAUCAUGUGCUGAGGAACCGACACGAGCAGAUGAGGAUGAAGGCUGUCAGCGGCAGCACCAGGAGGAAGAGGAGGAUGAGGAAGGAUGUCCCCAUGGCAGCUCCCUAAAGCCGAGUCAGCCUAAUGCCGGGACCCCGAGCAGCCCAGACGCUGCCGAGAGCUGGGAUGCACUUUUCAAUGACGAUGGGGAUUGCUUGGACCCGCGCCUGCUGGAGGAGCUCUCAGGGGGCCCAGAGCGCCAGCAGAGCCUGCAGGAGCCCCGCUUCGACUACUACGGGGCUCAGCCGGCUGCUCCAGACCUCAGUGAUGACGAGCUGCCCCACGUCAUUGAGAUCUAUGACUUCCCCCCGGAUUUCCGCACUGAGGACUUGCUGCGCAUCUUCUGCAGCUAUCAGAAAAAGGGCUUUGACAUCAAGUGGGUGGAUGAUACGCACGCUCUGGGGAUCUUCUCCAGUCCCAUCACAGCGCGUGAUGCCCUCAGCACCAAGCACCUGAUGGUGAAGACUCGCCCGCUAUCCCAGGGCACGCGGGCAGCUAAAGCCAAAGCGAGGGCGUAUGCUGACUUUCUGCAGCCAGCCAAGGAACGGCCCGAAACGUCAGCUGCACUGGCACGGCGCCUGGUCAUUGGUGCCCUGGGGGUGCGCAGCAGCCAGACCCCUGCCCAGCGGGAUGCUGAGCGCAAGAAGCUGCAGGAGGCACGGGAGAGGAAGCGCCUGGAGAACAAACAGCGGGAGGAUGCCUGGGAAGGCCGGGAGUGAAUGUCCCGCAGUGGGAUGGUGCUGGUGAUGCUGCCAGGGGUACCCGCACCUGGGGAUGGAGCUGGUGCUACUGCCGCCCUGGUGCUACUGCUGCCCUGUAGGCUCUGUGCCAGGUGGAGCAGGCUCACAGGAAAGAGGCAAGGGCACAGCUGCAGGGUGCUUGAGGGCCAGCUGGGGACAUGCCAUGGUGUCCCAAGGCUGUCCCCAGGGCUGUGGUGGCACAUGCCAUGUGGGUCAGCCACAGACACCCUGAGCAUUGUGAGUGAGAAUGUCCUUUAUUUUGCUAAUAAAUACAAUUUAUUUUGCUUUGC
Coturnix japonica (Japanese quail) is the source of this 2196-nucleotide messenger RNA. It is a transcript of the gene R3HCC1L, whose product is annotated as R3H domain and coiled-coil containing 1 like. The record is from RefSeq and is a predicted model, not a curated record. NCBI's taxonomy places the organism in Eukaryota, Metazoa, Chordata, Aves, Galliformes, Phasianidae. Gene Ontology annotation, molecular function: nucleic acid binding.